Molecule: messenger RNA, 1603 nt
Organism: Xenopus tropicalis (tropical clawed frog)
Lineage: Eukaryota; Metazoa; Chordata; Amphibia; Anura; Pipidae
Gene: tha1
Product: threonine aldolase 1
Exons: 8
Coding region: 273-1412 (379 amino acids)
Biological process (GO): amino acid metabolic process
Molecular function (GO): lyase activity
Source: RefSeq, a predicted model, not a curated record
GAUGUCAUGAGAUUGCGGGGCGUUUCAGUGCUGUGGGGGCAGCUCCAGCUGGCGGCGGAAAGGAACAAAACAAUAUAUUCUUUUUGUGUUAGAAAGGUAUAUUUACUUAAUUUAGUCUUCACUGCUGGCUCUGACUCCUGAUACAGUUGAUUAAGAAACGUGGAGACGAACUGACUUUUUCUACAGUGUUUCAAGAGUCAGAACCAGGGAGGAGACAGGUUUUGAGUACUGCGUUUAAUAGCAAUUACUUGUACCAUUGCAAGGCUGGAAAUAUGUAUACAUCCACACAAGCUCCAUUAUCGGCCAAACUACGGGUGGUGGAUCUGCGCAGCGAUACUGUGACAAAACCCUGCCAGGAAAUGCGCAGAGCCAUGGCUGAGGCAGAGGUUGGAGAUGAUGUCUUUGGAGAGGACCCGACUGUGAAUGAGAUCCAGCGACAGGCUGCUCAGCUCCUGGGAACAGAGGAUGCCCUUUUUGUUACCUCUGGUACAAUGGGAAACCUCAUUUCAGUUAUGUGUCACUGCAAUUUCAGAGGAGCUGAAGCCCUAAUUGGAGAUGAGUCUCACAUUUUUAUGUAUGAGCAGGGUGGCAUAGCACAGAUUGCAGGUGUCUUUUCUCGGCCUGUGCGGACACUGAGUGAUGGGAGCCUGGACCUGCAGGAUUUAGAGAGCAAGAUCCAGCAUGGCUUUCCUGAUGCUCACUUUGGAAAGACCCAGCUCAUCUGCCUGGAAAACAGCCAUAAUCGGAUGGGUGGGCGCGUGCUGCCUUUGUCAUACAUGAAGGAGGUCCGUAGCAUUGCAGACCGUUACCAUCUGAAGAUUCACCUAGAUGGGGCACGACUGCUGAAUGCAGCACAGUACUUAGGGGUGCAGCCAUCUCAGAUUGCACAGUUCUCAGAUUCUGUGUCCCUCUGUUUGUCCAAAGGCUUGGGUGCACCAGUGGGUUCACUGAUUGGUGGUCAGAAAGAAUUUAUUGACAAAGCCCGGCGCAUUAGGAAGUUGCUUGGCGGGGGAAUGCGCCAAGCAGGUGUACUUGCAGCAGCUGGAAUUGUUGCCCUGAAUCGUGCCUUGGAGAAUGUGGCAUUAGACCAUCAGCAUGCCAAAGCAUUUGCACUGGGUGUUCAGGCCAUAGCUUCCCCAGUAUGUACUACUGACCCUGCCACAGUGGAGAGCAACAUGGUUAGGCUGAUGUUAAAUGACAAACUUACAGCAGAGGAGCUGUGUAAGCAACUGGGUGAUGUGAACCAAGUGGAGCAGGACACUAAGCAAGGAGUGAGUGUUUUGGCACUACCAGUGUCCUUACACUGUGUGCGGUUAGUCUGGCACCGGGACAUCUCUGAGCAGGACACAAGGCUGGCACUUGACAAGCUCAAAACCGUUCUCCAGACUUACAGCAAUGAGAAGAUUGAAUAGUGAGGACUGGGCCAUCCUACAUACUGUUUUAAUAUACUAGCCAAAUCAGUUUACUUAGCCAAUCAUGCUUAACCACUCUCAUUUUGCUAUAAUGCAAUGGUAGGGAAAAAAUUGACUGAACUCCUCCAUGGAACUUGAUUAAUGUAAGGUGUACUGUGAAGGAAUUAAUCAAGAAUAAAAUAUCAGAAUCA